GUACUGAACUCGAUGCACAAGUAUCAGCCGAGGAUACACUUGGUCCGCUGUCGACACACCGACGACAGCGGCUCGCAAAUCACCGACCUCCAGAAGGAGGAGCACAAGACGUUUAUCUUUCCGGAGGCCAUUUUCACCGCCGUCACGGCGUAUCAGAAUCAGCUGAUAACGAGAUUGAAGAUCGAUAGUAAUCCGUUCGCCAAGGGUUUUAGAGACUCGUCAAGACUCACCGACUUCGACCGGUAA
This is a messenger RNA of Temnothorax curvispinosus, 246 nucleotides long. RefSeq names its product T-box transcription factor TBX20-like. Gene Ontology annotation, cellular component: nucleus. The transcript has 2 exons. The record is from RefSeq and is a predicted model, not a curated record. NCBI's taxonomy places the organism in Eukaryota, Metazoa, Arthropoda, Insecta, Hymenoptera, Formicidae. The coding region runs from base 13 to 246 and encodes 77 amino acids. Gene Ontology annotation, molecular function: DNA-binding transcription factor activity, RNA polymerase II-specific; RNA polymerase II cis-regulatory region sequence-specific DNA binding. Gene Ontology annotation, biological process: cell fate specification; regulation of transcription by RNA polymerase II; positive regulation of DNA-templated transcription.